Paecilomyces variotii is the source of this 2196-nucleotide messenger RNA. RefSeq names its product putative peptidase family-domain-containing protein. Bases 1 to 2196 code for a protein of 731 amino acids. Lineage: Eukaryota; Fungi; Ascomycota; Eurotiomycetes; Eurotiales; Thermoascaceae. The record is from RefSeq and is a predicted model, not a curated record. Gene Ontology annotation, cellular component: cytoplasm. The transcript is spliced from 6 exons.
AUGGGAUCCUCAUCAGCAUCACCCUUUCAUUUGGAAAAUAUUGUCGAUGGAGAAACGGUGCACCAGCGCUGUGUACUUCUCAUCGGCCAAUGCCCAUCCAGAGAUGGCGAGAGAGCCGGAUAUAGUGAGAUAGAGAGCAUCUCAAUUUCCACAGCAGACGGCCUGGGAUCACGAUCUUUCCCCGUGCAAUCCUGGCCGAUUGCCCAAGGCCGUUUCAAGGCUUUGGUGAUAUUAUCACCAGGACCGAACCAGCUGACGGUGGAACAUUAUCGAGAAGGGCAAGUUCAAGGUACAAUUCAAUUGAAUAUCACCUAUGUGCCUCUCUUACAGCUACCGCCUCUCCAUCUCGCCAUUAUGAUUGCUAAGGACUCGCCACUUCUGAUCGACUGCCCGCAUUCGAAGAACCGUGGCAUCUCCACCGCCCAUGGUGAUCUGAACGCCGCAAUUGCCAAAUUCCGCAUGACGGCGUAUAUGUGGCAAGCAUUGACGGCAGAAGACAUGCGAUCCAAGGGCCUGGGACGACGGUCGUUCCGCCUGGAGGAGGAAUGGAGCACCGAUACGCUCAGCAGAGACUUCCUGAAUGCAGCGUACCAUGAGCCAUCGCUGUAUGAUGAAGAUGGCUGCAACGGGGCUCGUUCGACGGCUAAAAUCCACUUAGUUCGAUCAGAAAAGACCGUGAAAGAGCUGCGAGAUGCUCAAGUUGCCCAACAGAAUCUUGCCGCUCGCCGUAAGGACGAUUUGCAUGUAUACUUCAAGGAAGCCUUGAUCGCACAUGGGAGCCCAUUCCUCCCUUCGCAGCAUCCAGUUGUGGCGGGGCUUAUUCUAGACUCGACUUUUUCAUCUCAAAUGGAUCUUAUUCUAGGACAUGCUGCCCUCGGUUCGUGUGAUCCAAACGGGAUCUCCCUCGGAAUAUUUGGCUCCCAUCUCACAUACUCAUGGCCACGCUUCCUAGAAGAAGUUCCUGCUUGCCUCCUUGACACAACGCCUGCCGAUGGCACUGUUGGCAACGACAAUGGAGAAUGUGAAACUGCGUGGGAAGCGUGCGCUGUUGGCCAAGGUGCCUUCUUGCAUGAAGUAGGCCAUGCGUUCGGUGCGCCGCACACGACGGGGAUCAUGGCGAGAGGAUAUGCGCAUGACUGGCCGAAGAACUUUCUUCCUCACACAGCAUUUUGCACGCAUACCAAUUCUGAUGGUGAGUUGGUAGUGGACAGUGAGAACGACGCCAGGUGGGAUAUUGCUGAUGCUCUGUCAUUCCGCUUGAAACCACAAUUUCGUCUUCCGGGCGAUACUCCUCUGAGUUCCAAUGACAAGACAAGUAAACCGGCGUUCGAAGUGCUUGACCAUGAAGGCCUCCCUAGCAAAAUCAGCAUCAAACACAGAGUCGGUCUUGCCUGUGUGCAGUUCAACGGUGUUUCGGAACCUGUGCCAUCUGUCACUCAACCUUUGCAAAAUGUCGAGCACAGUAUUGCUGAACUCGAGAAGCGCUUUGGCAAAGAAACUCCUCUCCAGGUGAAGAUUUUGGGAAUGAACGGCCAGUAUACAACUAUCGGAAACGUUUGGCGAUUGAUAUCUGGCAAUACCAUCCACAUCCCCGGGUCCUCUAUUCUCCUUUGGAAACAUUCUAUCAUGAGCGAAGUGCUAGAAAAACAAGCCGACGACGCAUUAGGAUGGUGGGAAUGGGCAGUGCUCCUUCAUCAAAUCAAGGACGGAAAACUGUCUCGAGCAGUGGCUGUUGAUAUGCGUGUGGGCGCGAUCAUUGAUGGAGCUGUUGUGUACUAUGACAACGGAGAGAAGGUCCCUUGUGGACCUCGUGUGACGAGGGACCAAGUGCCUAUCCAGUUCGGUGGCCAUCUAUCCAGGAAGAUAGACAUUCCCGAAGGUGUUGAGAUCACGAAAGUCGAAAUCACUCGUUCAAGCUGGGCUUUGAGCGGAAUGAGGAUUCACCUCUCCGAUGGAACCGUCGACGGAGCAAUAGAGGACUAUGAUGACCAGGAAGUCCUCACGCUAGAACCAUGGUCUGGCCAUAAGAUCAUUGGGUUUUUCGGUCGCAGUCAAUGGAUGGCAGGCAACUGCUGCCCGGUUCAUGAAUUUGGCAUCAUCACAGCUCCUAGGGACGCUGAGCUUCCGAUGGCUAUAUACACGAUGCCUGAGCUGCAGAACACCGAUGGAGGUGAUACACACGACCCCAAAGGCUAG